AUGGGACCGCUCUCUUCCCAGAACGGGGAUCCCCGUGCACUCUAUAAAGGAGGGAAGCAUUUUGAUUCUCUCCAAACCGUUCCCCUGGGAAGCAUCCAAGACUUUCGAGACACCCCCAUCGUGCUGAAGAAGGAGGACAAGGAACUCGGGAUCGAAAUCGUCGGAGGGUCCGACUCACAUCUCAUUCAGAGGAAAAAAAUACAAAAAAAGAAAGCUGUGCAGAAUGCGGUGUGCGUGUCGAGCGUGAGGGAAGGAGGAUCCGCCUAUCGUGACGGCCGACUGCAACGGGGCGACAUCCUGCUGGCCGUGAACGGCACGGACCUCCGCCGGAAGAGCCACGAUGAGGCCAUACAGGCCCUGCAGGAGGCUUCGUCGCCGGUCAAACUCAUCGUCCUCCGAGAAAAUCCGCAUCUCAUGUUCACCACCGACGAAGAGCCAACGAGGUUCGUGACCGUGCAGUUGAGGAAACACGUGGUGACGGAAAGGCUGGGCCUCAGUCUCAUGUCCGGCAGAGAGGGGAAGGGAAUCUUCGUGACGUGGGUGGAACCGGGCAGCCCAGCCUCCAGGAAUGGCAGGAUCCUACAAGGGGACCUUCUCAUGGAGAUCAAUGGCCAGGACAUCCGACGACUCCCCUACGAUGAUGUCAUUCGGAAAUAUAGCUGGUAUCAUCACCCCGAUACCCAUACGAGAAAGCGAAUCGUGCACGAGAGUGACACCGAUGACACUCCGUCUCAAUGGUCCGGAAGAGUGGCCGAACGUUCCCGCAGUGGAAACGAGACUGAUGCCAAGUGCGAUGAACGGUUCACUCAGAUGUCCGCGAACUUCCGCUUCCGCAGAAUGAACGAGACUGAAGCCGAACGUUCUGAGAGGCAAGCUCGAGAUGUUGCAGCAUGUAUUGUCCCAAGGACUGGUGAAACAGAAGAGGACAGAGAGCGUCUCGAUGUUAAUGCACGGAGAGUUGUGGCGAGAUCAAACUGCACUGUGUCUGUAUUGAUGUGUCUGAAGCAAUUGAAGUGGUCCUCUUUCGCCUGGGCCCCGAAACGACCAAGCGCGAAACUGACGAAUACCAUCCACGGGAGACUUCGUGAUGCAGCCGUUGUUUCAAGGGUCCCGAACAUCAGGGUUGCCAAGUGGUCUUGCCAUUCUGAGCAGCACUGGAGGAGUGGAGAAGUGCAGGUGGAAUCCGAAGGAGAGGUGGUGCUUCUUUUGGGCCGGGUGCCGUCGCAGGCGAUGACGAUCCAGCAAUGGGCUCGAAGCCCCAGCACCUUCGGGGACUUGUCAAACUCGUCCACAAGGGACAGGUCGUACACUUGGGCCGGCAACCCGUUGCAUUCUACCCAACCCAACAACAUCGAGUGAGU
Darwinula stevensoni is the source of this 1361-nucleotide messenger RNA. NCBI's taxonomy places the organism in Eukaryota, Metazoa, Arthropoda, Ostracoda, Podocopida, Darwinulidae. The record is from the annotation of a GenBank genome assembly.